GUUGGUGUAUUUCUAUUCUCAAGGCACAAAAACGCACUAUGGCCGUAUACUCUGCCCUUUCAUGUUAUAGUAUAGUGACGGUAGGGAUGAUGCUCACAUUCGCCCAUGGCCGUGCUCUUCCUACAGACAGCUUGAAAACAUCUGUCAAACUGCAAGUCGACAACAUCAUCUCCAGAAUCCAGAAACACAAAGAUGAGUUCCACAUACUCCAUAAGAUGAUCCUGGACAGUCCCGAGCUCCUACCCGAGCUGCAGCCUGAUAAACCCAUCGAAGGUCUAAGCUCCAUGGUUGAGAUGCUGAACAACUUCCAGCGGGUUCUUCACAGCCUGCCCAAGGGUCACAUGAGCCAAGUGCACAGUGACGUAAGCACGCUGCAGCACUAUCUGGAAGACAGGAUGAGCUCACUGCAGUGCGCACACAGGAAAACAGGCACGGAGAAGAACCUGGAGGCCUUCCUGAAAAACCACAGCGCGUACUACAUCACCCUGGGACAUGUGGCUCUGGAUAGACUGCAGAAAUACUUUCAGAGACUCAAUCACAAUCUAGAUCAGCUGAGAACAUGCUAAAAAAAGAAUGAUUCGUGCAUUGCUUUUUAUGAUUGUUUUUUUUUGUGCGUUAUAUUUAUUUAUAUGAAUGUAUUUAUGAACCAGUUAACUAUUUUGUAUUUUAUUUUUCAAUUUUUAAUAUGUUUUGUGUAAUUAAUGCAUUGGGGAACCAGACAAGGCGUUCUCAUCAACCUUCACACAUGCAUGCACCCAGACACACACGUUAGACACGCUGACAUCACCACCAACCAAGUAUUCUCAGUGAUGUCACAGUCUUACCGGAAGACUGUGACUGAUCGUGCUGGGAAGCAAAAAUUCCUCUUGAAGAGAGGAAUAGGGUUCUGACCACCAGCAGACAAGCACAACAGAUCCGAAUGAACAGCACUUCUUAUGAUCUUAUGUAUAGCUUAAUUUGAGACCAUCUGUAUGAAUUAUGUCGUGGAUGUAAAGCAUUUAUUUCUUAUAUAGUCAUAAGUUCAUUGAAAUAAAAAAAAAGAACGGUUCUCUAAGCCGUGAUUGUUUCCAGGAUAUUCGCAGACUUGAAUAAGGAACACAAAGAGCGAACAAAACAAACCAGGUUUAUUAGCAAUCAUUUAUAUUGUACGGCCAUCUGGCUGCUUGAUGUUGCUGCAAAAUUGUCUUGCCAGCUAAAAGCCCUGUGUACUGGGGCUUAAUGAGACAUGCAUUUGUGGAUUUUAAGGAGGGAGAGAGCUGUGUAAAGUAUAACACGAGACUCCUUUAAAAGAAUGAAGGCUAAAUCUCAAUAGACAGAGUGCCAUUUAAAUGUGUUUUAUGGGACGUUUGUUAGUUAUCAGAUAAACCAUGAAGAAAGAGGGCGGCUAUUAUCUUCCAGAGAAACGAAACAAGUAAAAGAAUGACGCACCAAAAAGCACACGCGUGUACCUCCAAUACAGUAAAUAUUGACUCUCACCCACCCAUCCACCCGACUAGCUUUUAUCUUCAACUAAUUCUCUGAAAAGGCACCGUUUGUGUAUACAUCUGGGGCAAAAUUACACAAUACCAACCGGCUUUAAAAAAAAAAAAAAUCUGUAAAGUAUGCACUUAACUGAACCCUGACCUCUAUUCUCAGAUCAGAUUAACCAAUGGAAAAAUUUCCUAUCAGUAGGUCACUUUGGUAUCCUAUCAGCCGGGAAAUAUUAUUCACGUUAUUCCUGGUGUCUGUUGUACCUCUGCCAGAGAUCAUACUUCCUUUAGUCAAAUCAAGUCUAGAGACUGAGAGAGUUAUUUACUCCCCGUCUAUACCGCUGUAUCCCGUAUUCAGGGUCGUGGGGAAUCUGGAGCCUAUUCCAGGAGGCUUAUGGCACAAGGUGGGGUACACCCUGGACAAGGUGCCAAUCCAUCGCAGGGAACACACACACACUUUAGGCAAUUUGAGAACGCCAAUUAGCCUAAUCUGCAUGUCUUUGGACUGUGGGAGGAAACGGGAGCACCCGGAGGAAAACCACCAAGCAUGGGGAGAACCUGCAAAUUA
Molecule: messenger RNA, 2037 nt
Organism: Clarias gariepinus (North African catfish)
Lineage: Eukaryota; Metazoa; Chordata; Actinopteri; Siluriformes; Clariidae
Gene: lepa
Product: leptin a
Exons: 2
Coding region: 39-566 (175 amino acids)
Biological process (GO): signal transduction
Cellular component (GO): extracellular region
Molecular function (GO): hormone activity
Source: RefSeq, a predicted model, not a curated record